Messenger RNA from Drosophila serrata, 444 nucleotides. RefSeq lists its product as uncharacterized. NCBI's taxonomy places the organism in Eukaryota, Metazoa, Arthropoda, Insecta, Diptera, Drosophilidae. The record is from RefSeq and is a predicted model, not a curated record.
UUUGUGCAGAAAAGUUAAGCGCCAGCCCACAAUGUCCGCCCUGAAAGCCUUCAUCUUCGUUGCCCUCUUUGCCGUGGCCUACUGCGCCCCCCAUCCGGGCUUCUUUGGCAAACACGAACACCAUACCAUCCACGUUCCCUACAAGGUGCACACCGUCCAUCAUCAUCAUGUCCAGAAAAUCCAUGUGCCGGUGGUGAAGCACGUUCCCGUGCCCAUCUACAAGGAGGUUCCAGUCCAUCAUGUCCAUCAUGAGGAGGUCCCUGUGCCGGUCCAUCAUGUCCACCACGAGGAGGUCCCUGUUCAUCAUGUUUUCGAUGAUCAUCACGAUCAUCACGGCUGGAGCUCUCACCACGGACACGGCUGGCUGUAAGCCACCUGUAAGUCCCGCAGUCUGAAGGCCCACCCACACUCAGUAAAUCAAUGAAUAAAACCAGCCUGUAAAUA